UGCAGAAGCAAGAAGCGUCACUCCAACAUCGAAGUACCGGGGCUGUUUUUCACUUACCGGUACAAGAACCAGAAGGCUCAUUAGUCGAAGGCCACUACAGUCUGUGAUACCUGACCUGACUUUAUGCCAAAAACAAAAAGAAAGCGCGUCCCUGAUGUGGACUCCACGGUUUUGGGGGAACGAGAGGUUAAAAAAUUACGGAGGCUUUUGCGCCAGAACCGCGACGAAGAAAAGUUGGCGAUUACGAAUUCCGAGCGCCUCCAACAACCUAGAAACCUGGAUUUAGAUUCGGACACCCAUCACUCCGAUGAUGAAGUCGAAACCAUCGAGAAACCAUCCGAAACUGAGUUCCCUGUCGAGCAUGACGAAGAGUGGAGGAAGUUUUUUGGAGUAUCCGAAGAAGAUGGUAACUUGAUCGAGGAUCUCCAGAAAAAUUUAACGGAGGCUAAACUGAAGGUAGCGGAGGAAGCUUCUCAGUUUUCUGGAAGCACCUAUGGUGAUUUGGACGAUUUCAGAGGUGUUGAUGACUUCGAGAAACUUCCGGAAGAACUUGUCAACCACAUUCGGUUGCUGUCAGAUGUAUUGAAACACUACCGGAGUGGACCACUGCCCAAAACCGUCAAAAUGAUUCCACAUUUGCCUGGGUGGGAAGGUUUAUUGGAACUGCUGAAGCCAUUGGAAUGGACGGCUCACGUUUAUCCAAAGGUGGUGAGGGUGUUCGCCUCUAAAGGACACGAACCAGCCUUACAUUUCUACGAAAAUUAUCUCUUGCCAAAAGUCAGACAGGAUAUAGAAGAAAAUCGGCGGCUUUCUGUGCAGAUGUUCGAAGCGUUGAUUGCCUCUAUGUUCCGGCCGGAGGAGUUUGUGUCCGGUGUUUUCCUACCUUGGAUGCAGUGCGAGAUGUCCAAAACUGAAGGGGUCAUUCUGGCACACCUAAUGAAGAAGGCCACUUUGAAAUCACGCUUUGCUGCCGUGGCACUGGCUCUGUCGUUGGAGGAGGAAUUCAGCAUUGCACGCUCUCUGGUCAUUGAGUCCUUGCUGUCCAAACAUUAUCACAUGCCUGAGGCCGCCUUGUUUCGCGUGAUUCAGUACUUUCUCAGUUUUGAUAAGGACUGUUCCGCAUUCUUCACAAAUGAGAAUCGUAUGCCGGUGAUAUGGUUUCGGAGUCUGCUCACCUUCUUGGAGUCCUACCGUAACUGCGUUGGGCCUGAUGUGAGGGCUCAGCUAAUCAAAUUGUGUCGUCGGCAUGAACACCCGCAAAUUACCCCUGAAAUCCGAACGCUGUUGUCUCUCAUACCUGCAAACGUUACAUGACUCAUGAUUUAUGCUUAAUCUUUGCAAAGCGGUUUUUCUUUCUGUCGUUGAGCGUCGAAGUUUGGUACAUCAGCCCCCUUUCUUACUUCUCUGGAUAUAGUCUCAUGUUUUCAAUGGGUG
Dicrocoelium dendriticum is the source of this 1434-nucleotide messenger RNA. The record is from the annotation of a GenBank genome assembly. Lineage: Eukaryota; Metazoa; Platyhelminthes; Trematoda; Plagiorchiida; Dicrocoeliidae.